This is a messenger RNA of Sphaeramia orbicularis (orbiculate cardinalfish), 685 nucleotides long. Its product is annotated as interferon-induced transmembrane protein 5-like. NCBI's taxonomy places the organism in Eukaryota, Metazoa, Chordata, Actinopteri, Kurtiformes, Apogonidae. The record is from RefSeq and is a predicted model, not a curated record. The transcript is spliced from 2 exons. Bases 101 to 529 code for a protein of 142 amino acids. Gene Ontology annotation, cellular component: plasma membrane.
CCUCACACAUAGGGGGGGACCACUUUCCAAAGAGGGACAUUUGGAAGGUUAGCUGUACUUUGCAAAGCUCCAGCUGAAAACCUCCUCGCUGAAAGUAGCCAUGGACAACCAUUCGUACAACUUCCCCUCUGACUGUACCCCGCUGACCAACUGUAAGUCCGCCCGUAAGCCGGGUGGAUCCACCGUGGUAAACAUGGGCAACACCGGCAAGAAUCCUCCCCGGGACUAUCUCAUCUGGUCUCUGUGCAACACCUUGUACGUGAACUUCUGCUGCCUGGGGUUCAUGGCUCUUGUCUACUCAAUCAAGGCGAGGGAUCAGAAGACUCAGGGGAACCUGCAGCUGGCCCAGGAGUGUUCAGACAAGGCCAAGUGGUACAACAUCCUGGCAGCUGGCUGGAACCUGCUCAUUCCCCUCCUCGCCAUCGUCCUGCUCGUCCUCCUGCUCGUCCACCUCGGUUCAUCUCAGGGUUCCUACGACUUCUUUGGAGAGGAUGGCUUCCAAAACUUCAUGAAACUGUUCAGCUGGUAGAUGGAGGAGAAUGAGGAGAAGAAAAAAAAAACAGAUCACCCCCUAUAUGUCAUCGUAUUAAUAGGGCAUUUUAUCAGAAUAACCUGCAUGGAUAUGAAACACUGUGCUGGGCUCGCAAAAAACUAUUCAAGAAGAAAAUAACUACCAGUGAGUAAC